Messenger RNA from Pieris macdunnoughi, 438 nucleotides. NCBI's taxonomy places the organism in Eukaryota, Metazoa, Arthropoda, Insecta, Lepidoptera, Pieridae. The record is from the annotation of a GenBank genome assembly.
AUGAAUACUGUAAUACUUCGUGUAUGCAAAAUAUUACUUUUCUUUGUAAUUUUUAUGGGUUUUAUUGAACAUGUUGUCAUUGCUAGUAGCCCUAAAAAAUUACAAAUUGGUGUUAAAAAGCGACCUGCCGAAUGUCCUACGAAAAGUAAGAAAGGAGAUUUACUUCACAUGCAUUACACGGGUACCCUUGAUGAUGGAACAGAAUUUGAUAGUUCAAUACCAAGAGGAAAUCCUCUAACAUUUACACUGGGGGCUGGACAAGUCAUAAAAGGAUGGGAUCAGGGAUUGAUAGGCAUGUGUGAGGGAGAACAACGCAAACUAGUAAUUCCAUCAGAGCUUGCCUAUGGAGAGGCUGGUGCUCCACCUAAAAUUCCAAAAUCAGCAACACUUACAUUCCAUGUUGAUUUAGUAAAAAUUGAAAGAAAGGAUGAGCUUUAA